Molecule: messenger RNA, 1241 nt
Organism: Mya arenaria
Lineage: Eukaryota; Metazoa; Mollusca; Bivalvia; Myida; Myidae
Exons: 3
Coding region: 22-1140 (372 amino acids)
Biological process (GO): proprioception; taxis; sensory perception of mechanical stimulus
Cellular component (GO): sensory dendrite
Source: RefSeq, a predicted model, not a curated record
AGUAAACGUAUAGGACGCAAGAUGGAGAAUAGUAAUGAAAUGAAAAUUCCGGAUGAUGUUGACAAGGAAUCGAAACCACUGGACGAUGGUGAAAAGGGUUCUGUUUACACACUCAGUCUUGGUUUUGACGCCGAUGAUGUGAUCAGCGCUUCGGAUAUGCCUAAUGUUGUGAAUGAAAAUGAUAAUGUGUCAGAAAACAUCAGUGAACUGAUUGCAGACAUUGAUAAAGAGAUAGAAGAUGAAAAUUUGGCAGUACUCGAAAGAAGUAAAUCAAGGUUCAAAGGACGAACUACUAAGAGCAGAGGAGAUAGUUUGACAUCAUCUACAGAUGGAGUUACAGAAGUUAAAACCACCACUAAGAAGGCGACAACUUCAACCGAAAGCUUCGACCAAUCAAAAAUAAUUAAAAAUGGCGAUAUUGAUUCUCAGACGUCUUCUGAAAAUCAAAAGAAGCACAAUCCUGACAAGAGUGUCGAUGUUAAUGACAUUAGUCCGAAAACUCACUGGCAAUCCAAAAUUAGUUUAUCAAAAGUCACAGAAUCAUCGGCGCUUAUUGGAAUCCCAAGCAAUGUAAGAAAAGAAUCCCUAACCGUUCCGACGAUGGCACAAAUUCCGUCGGAACCUUUGCCGACACGUCGGGAUUCCAGUACAUCUUCGAAAUUCUCGUUGCUAAUAUCUCCUCGUUCUAUAGAUGGUAAAAAUAUAGACUUUUCUGUUGUCCAAAUGCCCCCAGAGGAAAAGAAGGCGUCAGUUUUUACGCCUGAGGAUUCUUGGAUUCGCCAGGCGAUCCCGUAUCUUCCUUUGUGGGUGUCCAUCGUGUGCCUCAUUCUGAACAUAAUCGUUCCCGGAUCAGGUACAGUUCUGAGCGGGAUGUGCAUUUUCUGCUGCGGGAAGUCGCGGAUCCCUGUAAAGUAUGACCAGGACCACGUUGUAAUCCUGUGCACGAACACGUGGGUUGGCGUGGCCCAAUUGUUCACUGUCACCUUCCUGUUCGUGGGCUGGUUCUGGAGCCUCGCAUGGGGAAUCAAGAUGAUCAUUCUGUCAGUCCAGAGACGUCAGGAGCUUGCUGACCAACGGGCUAUUGAGCUGCAGACGAUGGCGCUCAGUGCCUUUGGCACAUUGCCAAAGCGUGGCGUCUGAGCACGAUCAGUUUGCAUUUGUCCGCCCGUUCGUUUUCAUGUUGCUAUGUGGCCGCUUGUUGAUAUUGGAUGUCAAAGAAGUUUUAAUAUAUAAAUGCAUGC